Messenger RNA from Lotus japonicus, 3535 nucleotides. RefSeq lists its product as uncharacterized. The transcript has 10 exons. The record is from RefSeq and is a predicted model, not a curated record. NCBI's taxonomy places the organism in Eukaryota, Viridiplantae, Streptophyta, Magnoliopsida, Fabales, Fabaceae. The coding region runs from base 1098 to 3170 and encodes 690 amino acids.
AUCACCUCAGAAUGUAUGAAAUCUAUGUUGUUUCCUUUCUAUGGUGCACAAUGUGUUGUGUUUGCAACAUCCCAGUUCGUAGUCCUCCAUCUAGAUGUUUGAUUCCUGUUCAUUUUGAGCCCAGAGUGACACACGCGAUUCACAUCUUGCUGGCAGCUAUUGCUUCUUUUUUCCCCCAACAGGCACAUCUUUGCCAGCUGUACUUUGUGAUGAGUGCAACGAGUUCAUUGUGAAUAAUAAUCCUCACUUGGUUCCUAUUGAGGAUUAAUUCUCAUCACACUUUUACCCAUAAAUAGAAUGGUUAUCAAGUUGUACCAACCAGAAUUGUUACUCCUCUGGCAACGAAAUCUGAAGUAGGUGCCACCCAAAUAUCUAGGUCUUCUGCACAUCUCUUCCAAAUCAUAUCCAUAGAACACCUUUUGCUUGUGGUAGUCGUAUGCAUCUUGCUGGCAGCUAUUGCUUCUUUCUUUUCCUCUAUAAGCACAUCUUUGCCGGCUGUACUUGGUGAUGAUUGUCAUGAGUCUGUCAUCUGUGUACUGGAUAAAAAUCCAACAAGUUCAUUCUGAGUAAUAAUCCUCACUUGGUUCUUAUUGAGGAUUAACUAUCAUCACACCCAUACCCAUAAAUAGAAUGGUUAUCAAGGAUGAACCAGCCAGAGUUGUUACUUCCCCUGGCAACGAAAUUUGGAGUAGGUGCCACCCAAAUAUCUAGGUCUUUUGCACAUCUCUUCCAAAUCAUAUCCAUAGAAGCACCUUUUGCCGUGAAGAAUGAUUAUAUCUACCCAGUAUAUGUGAGUUGUUCAAUUUUAAAUUGCAAUCCUGGUUGCAGCAACAGCUGUGUGCUUACUUUCCACUGUUGCAGUAGAUUUUUAGGUACUUUUUCAUGUAAGCGCCUAUCUGAUUCUACUCCUGGACCGUUUCUGACUUUGGAGAGGCAGGUCUGAUGAGGGUGUAGUUGUUUCUAUAAUCUAUUAUUCAAAUUACAAUGAAGUCCCAUGCUCUUCUUCUAUAUAUAGCUUGUCCAGCCUCAUCUGCAACUCACACUUGUGCCAGUAUCCUUAUCCCUAUUCCUUUCAAAUCCCUUUGUCCUGAAUUGCAAUGUUCACCAUAGAAACUGAGUUGGCAGCCAUUGAUCAUGUGACAUCCAUUCAUGAGCAGGGACCCCGUUUGGUUAUUAAGGUCUGUGCUGUUGCUGUCUGGAGGAUUCCUUUGUCCAUCCUCCCCAUAAGGCCAUACUGCGUGGAAAUGAUCCUCAUUGACCGAAUGGGUACCAAGAUUCAAGGCUCUGUGUGUAGUAAUCACCCAAUCCUUCGCAACAUACAAGUUGGAAGAGUGUACAAGUUUAGCAAGUUCAAAGUCAUUCUGAAUGAUGACAUUAAAUUGACCCCACAUGACUUUCGUCUAAUAUUCCACACAUGUACUGAGAUCACCGAAAGCUAUGAUGUUCGCAUUCCACGCCAUGGGUGGUCAUUCUACAAUACACAAGCAAUUCGGGCCAGGAAUGAAGAUUUCACUCAUCUGAUUGAUUGUGUGGGUGUUAUAUCUGCUGCUUCGCAAGAAAAGCUGUGGAUAAAGGAUGGGCAGAUGACCAAGAUGAUAAUCAUUGAACUCCAAGACCCAAGGUUCUGUUUCUCUGAAAAAUUAUUCAUUACACUUACUAUGUUGAUUAUAAUCAUCCCAUGUUCUAUCUAUAUCAAUUUCAGGGGAAAGAUUAAAUGCAACCUGAUUGGAAGUGUUGUCAACCCAAUAGCUGAGUUCCUUGCAUCCACAUGGACUGUGAGGCCUAUAGUAGUUCUACAACUUGUGAAAGUUAAUCGCUGCCGCGGCGACAAAUUUAUUAUUGAAGGCAUUCCCAUUGCUUCUAAGGUCCAUAUUAACCCAGAUAUUGAUGAAGUUGCUGAGCUUACCCACAGAAUGUCUGUGCUUGGAUACAAGUACAAUGGACCUGUUGGGUUCAUCAUGCAUAAUGAUCCUAAUGUCGAUUUGAAGGAUGAUAUGCUUUACCAUCAUACAAAGAAAACCUUGACUGAAUUGAUUGAGACCAAAGAGGGAGGUGUAUUUAUUGUACAUGCUGCUAUAGUUGGAGUAAUAAGGGAUGGAGACUGGGCAUAUAAAUCGUGCAGGUGCUACAGCCAACUGAGGAUUAAUGGUUCUAAGUAUCAAUGUCUGAAAUGUUGUCGCGUUGUUGGGCAAAUGAUUCACAGAUUCCGCAUAAAAGUCGAGGUAUAUGAUGGUGUGAAUAGUGCUGUCUUUGUACUAUAUGACCGUGAAGUUGAAGACCUUACUGGGUUUUCUUGUGAAGAGUUGAUGAAUACUAUUGAUCUGGAAAACAAAGUGAUUCCGGAUGGUGAGUAUCCUCAGGAGAUCGAGGACGCACUAGGGGGCCAAGAUAUGCUGUUUAAGGUCCGCAACAAAGGUCUGAAGGCGUAUGGUAAUGAUCAGUGCUUUGAUGUCAUGAGGAUCUGCACUGACCUUGAAAUCAUUGACAUGUUCAAUGAGCAUGAAGUGAUAGUUACACCUAAUAAGGAAAAGUUCAUCCCUCCUUUCCCGACAAUUGAGAACACCGUAGCUGAAGUUGGCCAGAGUUCCAGUUUGAAAGGGCAAGCCAAUGCUCUAUCUGAAUGCAGCAGCACUGAACAUGGAGGGCGUCGCCUGCGAAGAAAGUUGUUGCAGGAUAUUGAGUCUGCUGCUGAAGAUGGUGAUGUUGCUGAACCACAGAUGACUGACAUACAAUCUGCUGAUAUGGUUAAUGAUGUGCUGGGUGAUUUAAAGCAGAAUUUGAAUGAAACUGUUGCUGACCAGGUUGUCACAGAUGUUGAAGAUGCUGAGUUGGUGGCUGUUGAUGAAGCAAAUGCUAAGAAAAAUGAUAAGAUUGUUGUUUCAGCACACCUCUCCAAGGUAGUGAAUGGAAAGAAUACAACUGUUGAUCAUGAGAAUGAAAAGAUGGGUGCUUUAGAUGUCUUUGGUGUAGACAUUAGUGCUGUAAAUUCUGAGGUGGAAGUCAUGCAUUCUUCUGCAGAUGAAGACAUGGAUGAUAUUUUGGAUAUUUGUGGAAUCCAUAGGGAGGUCAGGGUUGAUGUUCAUGUCAGCGGUGAUGUGAAUGAAAUUGACAAAGUGGUGGAUGGUAAUGAAAUAAUUGUGUUGUCUGAUGAUGAGGUCUCAUCUGACUGAGGUACUUGUCAGUCAAUAUUAGAGGAUGUUGCAGACUCUAUGUGGCCUGCUGAGCAUACAAAUGAUGAAGAAUGUCAUAUAGGACAUCAGCCACCUUUUUUGAUUAUGUUAUAUUUUAUAUAUAGGUUAUAGGACUGUAUAAGUCAAUUAUGUCUCUUUGUUGCAUGGAUUGGAAACUGUCACUGUUCUCUGAGGACAGUUACAAACUCCAAUCUAAUGUUGUUUAGGUGUGCUAUAUUCCUUAUGUAAUCCAUGGGCAUCUUUGUCAUGUAACUGGUGGAGCAGAUGCUAUGUUCUGAACCUGUUUGACUAUCUAAUAUAAAUGUGUUAUGUGUUAUGUGUAAUGGAUAGCUGAGUUAUGCUUC